Molecule: messenger RNA, 324 nt
Organism: Staurois parvus
Lineage: Eukaryota; Metazoa; Chordata; Amphibia; Anura; Ranidae
Source: the annotation of a GenBank genome assembly
ACUCAACUCAACACACUGAAGAUGAAUUGCUUUCUCCUUGUACAUUUGGUUGAGGCCUUUGAGGUGGAGACUUACAAAGCCGCGUUGGGGAAUGUGGAGCCCAGCGGUAAGGGAAGGAAGACAAAGUCCAAAGCAGACUGCUUUCUUUGGGAAACGGAGCGAGAAAAAGUCCUGCAGACCAUCACACACCUCCUCCAACUAGACAUCCGGAGACUAUGGAGCAUGUCGCUGAUCGAGGAGGAGUUUAUCAGCAUGGUAACCGGCUGCUGCUAUAAAAUGAUGGAAAAUCCAAGUAUGGGAGCUCUGAAGAACAAGCCGCUGUGG